AUGAAUUUUUGGUCAUCUCUGUUAGUUUUCUUCUCGAUUUUCCUUUCUUCAUUCACUUUCGGAUAUCGAUUGGAUUACGUGAUGGUGCCAAGGGGAUUUCUGUCGAAUCAACAACAACAAGCACUUGGAGAAUUGGGGAAUUCGGCUGAACGCUUGGAAAAGCGCUUCGACCUCGAUCGAAUGAGAAGAGCUCCGUAUGAGCCAUUUAUGUUAAUGGAGAAUAUUCAGAAACCACGAUUUGGACGCAAG
Mesorhabditis belari is the source of this 249-nucleotide messenger RNA. The record is from the annotation of a GenBank genome assembly. NCBI's taxonomy places the organism in Eukaryota, Metazoa, Nematoda, Chromadorea, Rhabditida, Rhabditidae.